Daucus carota subsp. sativus is the source of this 733-nucleotide messenger RNA. RefSeq names its product protein SPIRAL1-like 2. Bases 176 to 526 code for a protein of 116 amino acids. Gene Ontology annotation, biological process: cortical microtubule organization. The transcript is spliced from 3 exons. Lineage: Eukaryota; Viridiplantae; Streptophyta; Magnoliopsida; Apiales; Apiaceae. The record is from RefSeq and is a predicted model, not a curated record. Gene Ontology annotation, cellular component: cortical microtubule, transverse to long axis.
GAGAAUAUAAAAAUGGACAAAAUAGGAAAUUUAUUACAGCUGGACCCCGCCAGAAAAGCAGCCAUAGAACUUAUAAACCUCUCUCUCCCAGACAGAACUCAACUACUCAAAUAGAUCUGCUUACAACAAAGUAAAGGCAGUUUGGAGUUCCCUGUCUGGAUUUAAGUCAGAAAAUAUGAAUCGUGGUGGUAGUUGUGGUGGCGGUCAGAGCUCAUUGGGAUACUUGUUUGGAAGUGGAGAGGCGCCAAAGGCAUCCAGUGAAAAGAUAACGGCUACUCCAGAGGAGGUCCCGAUCGAAACACCUGUGGUGAAACCUGAUCCUCCUCCAGAACCAGUAGAUAUCACAAAGCAGAUUCCUGCUGGUAUAAACAGCGCUGCUUUAAACAGCACUGCUGCAAACAACUACUUUAGAGCAGAUGGUCAGAACACGGGCAACUUCCUUACGGAGAGACCUUCAACCAAGGUGCAUGCAGCCCCUGGCGGCGAAUCUUCUCUGGAUUACCUCUUUGGGGGAGUCGCGAAAUAGUUUCUCCAUUCUAGUCACUUGUGUAGUGCAAUUUCAAAGUUUAAAUAGCAAGCCAAGGAUUUUUAUCAGAAUGGUGUGAAUUGCCUAAAAUGUUAUGUGAUGUAAUACAUGAUUUUCCGACAUAAUCAUCUCAAUGUCUAAGAUAUACUGAAAGGUAUAUCACAAAGUUUGAUGUUUUUGAUUGUGUGAUUUGAUGUUUGAUUUUAA